Messenger RNA from Akanthomyces muscarius, 852 nucleotides. RefSeq lists its product as uncharacterized. Lineage: Eukaryota; Fungi; Ascomycota; Sordariomycetes; Hypocreales; Cordycipitaceae. The transcript is spliced from 3 exons. The coding region runs from base 1 to 852 and encodes 283 amino acids. The record is from RefSeq and is a predicted model, not a curated record. Gene Ontology annotation, molecular function: acetylpyruvate hydrolase activity.
AUGGAACAUACUUUCGAGCGUCUGGUUCGAUUCGAAUCCGACGAUGGCACUACCCUGUAUGGAGACGUCACGGAUGCCUCGGCCGUGUCCAAUCUGGCUGGUGCGACGGUCAACGUUCUGGACGGCAAUCUCGAAAAUGGCUUUUCAAAGACCACGCGGACAGCUACUAUAAAAAAGGUUCUGUCUCCGCUGCCUGCUGUGCACUAUUUCAUCUGUAUUGGCCUCAACUACAAAAAACAUGCUGAAGAAGCAAACCUCGCCAUUGCCGAGAAUCCCGUCAUGUUCGCCAAGCCGCCGUCUGCUCUGGCAGGGCCCGACGAGGCGAUCAUGAUCCAUCCCAUUGCCCAGUCGCAGCUGGACUACGAGGGCGAGCUCGGCGUCAUCAUCGGCCGCGAUGCCAAAGACGUGUCCGAAGAGGACGCGCUGGACUACGUCUUCGGCUACUGCAACUCCAACGACGUGUCGGCGCGCAACUUUCAGAUGCCGGCGAGCGUGUCGGGCGGCCAGUUUUCCUUUUGCAAGUCCUUUGACGGGUUUGCGCCUAUAGGGCCCAUCAUCGCCUCUCCCAAGGUUGUGGCCGACCCCCAGGCGCUGGCGCUGGUGACCACGGUGAAUGGCGAGCAGAGGCAGGCAUCCACGACGGCGGACAUGAUCUGGUCCGUCAGACAGCUCAUUGCGUUUGCGUCGCAGGGCACGACGCUGAAAAGGGGCACGUUGAUCAUGACGGGUACGCCCUCAGGUGUUGGACUGUUCAUGGAGCCCAGGAAGUUUCUCAAGGACCGCGACGUUGUUGAAAUUAGUUUUGAUGGGCUCGGCACGCUGCGCAAUAUCAUGCAGUUCCAAAGAAAUUAG